Molecule: messenger RNA, 2122 nt
Organism: Nyctereutes procyonoides (raccoon dog)
Lineage: Eukaryota; Metazoa; Chordata; Mammalia; Carnivora; Canidae
Gene: TSPAN9
Product: tetraspanin 9
Exons: 7
Coding region: 534-1526 (330 amino acids)
Cellular component (GO): membrane
Source: RefSeq, a predicted model, not a curated record
CACUGCCCGCCGCGCGCCGGGGCAGCCCAGGGCCGGCGAGCGGCUCCGCAAAGUGGCGGAGCGCGAGGAGGCGGGGCGCCCGCGGAGUGGUGGCGGCUGCGGCUGCGGCUGGGCAGGGGGAGGUGUGCCCGGGGACCUGGAUCCCCGCGCCCUUGUGCCUCGCGCGGAGCGGCCGGUGCACCCGGGAGGCGAGCUGACGCUCUGGAAAGCCAAGUCAAAUCGCAGCCUCCCCAAAGACCUCAAGUUACCCAGGCCAGCCAGUGCCCGGAGAGCGCCCGCGAGCGCGCGUAGAGCGGGCAGCGCCGCGCCGCACCGCGGAGCCCUGCCGGGCCGGUCGGCCGCGAGCGGGGCGCCGUCCGAGAGGCAGCGGCCCCCGGGCUCGGGGUCUGGCGGCGAGCGCGCCCCGGUGCGGAGAGGGGGCGUGCGGGGCUCCGCCGGCCCGCCCGCAGCCCGCGCCCGACUCGGGCGCCGCCGCCGUCCCGCUCCGGGAGCGAUGCCCCCCGCCCCGCGCGCCCCCCGGGAGCGACGCGAGCAUGGAGAAGUCGAGUAGCGAGGAUUCUUCGAUCCGCCGGAGUCCAUCUUUGGACAGCAAGGACUCGGACUUCGCCAAGCCGUCCACCUCGGGCCGCCCGUUCGGCCGCGGCUUCACGGCCGGCGCCUUCUACGGCACCGCGGGCUCCCGGGGGCAGAGCCGCGCCGAGGCUGGCGUCAAGGCGGACCAGUACCAUGCGCCCAAAGGCAGCAAGUACGUCGUGUUUUACCUGGACCUGUCCUUUGUUUUUCUCCUAGAAUUUAAGAAGUGCAACAUGGCCAGGGGCUGCCUCUGCUGCUUGAAGUACAUGAUGUUCCUCUUCAAUUUGAUAUUCUGGCUCUGUGGCUGUGGGCUGCUUGGAGUGGGCAUUUGGCUGUCUGUGUCCCAAGGCAACUUUGCCACCUUCUCCCCCAGCUUCCCUUCGCUGUCCGCAGCCAACCUAGUCAUUGCCAUAGGCACCAUUGUCAUGGUGACAGGCUUCCUCGGCUGCCUGGGAGCCAUCAAGGAAAACAAGUGCCUCCUCCUCAGUUUUUUCAUCGUCCUGUUGAUCAUCCUCCUAGCAGAGCUGAUCUUGCUUAUCCUCUUCUUUGUCUACAUGGACAAGGUGAAUGAGAAUGCCAGGAAGGACCUGAAAGAGGGUCUACUGCUGUAUAACACGGAGAACAACGUGGGGCUUAAGAAUGCUUGGAACAUCAUCCAGGCCGAGAUGCGCUGCUGUGGUGUCACGGACUACACAGACUGGUACCCAGUACUGGGGGAGAACAUGGUUCCCGACCGCUGUUGCAUGGAGAACUCCCAGGGCUGUGGGCGCAACACCACCACCCCUCUCUGGAGAACGGGCUGCUAUGAAAAGGUGAAGAUGUGGUUUGAUGACAAUAAGCACGUGCUUGGCACGGUGGGGAUGUGCAUCCUUAUCAUGCAGAUUCUGGGCAUGGCCUUCUCCAUGACCCUCUUCCAGCACAUCCACCGGACUGGUAAGAAGUACGACGCCUGAGCGGGCUGGUGGGGAGCACCCCAGCCCCACACGGACACUGUGCCAGGGGAGAAGAUUUGAGCUUUGUGUUGCCUGCCCUCGCUCUCCGGACUGCUGACCCCUGCACCCACCUCCCCAGCCCACCUGCCCCCCAGCCCACCCCGCCUCAGCCUUCUUGGUGGGUGGAGGGUCAGGGAGGAGGAGGUGUGGACGAGGCACGCAGAGAUCUUGAGAGGCUGGGGGGCACCUGGAUUCCUGCAUCUGUGUAUUUGCCAAAGAAGACAGGGUGGGCUGGGUUCGUGCUCCGGGAGCCUCCCCGCCCCCAGCACUGAUGCGUUUCUGCCCCUGCCCUUCCUUGCCCUGACACUUUGUCCCUAUGGGGGUGGGGAGCAGAGCGCCCCCUCCUGGUGGAGAGACUGCCUGGCGGAGGCCGCUGGCAGCCGGGCACAGCCACCAGGCAGGAGAGCUGGCAGGGGCGGGGGUCUCACUGCCUCUGGGCAAGGCCCCUGGGAGCAUCUUGCCCAGGCUUUUUAUACUUUACAGUGUAACUUUUUUAUUUUAUUUUACUCUGAUUAUGAUUAUUCAGGAAUAUUAUCUCUCAGAUAAGUUUAGGGUUA